Messenger RNA from Symbiodinium sp. CCMP2592, 6159 nucleotides. The record is from the annotation of a GenBank genome assembly. NCBI's taxonomy places the organism in Eukaryota, Dinophyceae, Suessiales, Symbiodiniaceae.
AUGAACCUCUCGGGCAUGUUUGACUCCAACUUCCAGGGCACGAUUCGCAAGAUGAUGGAGCAAAUGAUUCAUCAAGCUGUGCAGCAGGCUCUUGUGAAGGCCGGUCUGAGCGGAGAGAGGGUUGCUAGUAGCAACCGUCCUACUUCGGUUUCGCCACGUGCCUGGCGCCGUAAGAAGGCCCGUCUGGCCAAGGCUGCUCGCAAAGGGCAGGUGGCUGGGGGCUCGCAGCGAGCUCAGGCGCCUUUUGAGGCGAACAGUCCAGGUCAGGCACCUUUUUCGUCUCCUACUCCAGGGGUCAAGGGAAAAGGUGGAGGCAAGGGCCAGGGAAAGGACCAGGGCAAGAGUGCUCCGUCCCCAGCGGCGGCGCCUUCGACAGGUGAUCAGCACGGUUCAUGGGUGCAGGUUUGCCGUAAAGGUGCUAAGAGACAGGGCGAGGUACUUGACCAGGAGCUGGGCAGGCACAAAGCUUCUGAUUGGACAGGGCCUGUCGUGACAACAGCGGCUGAGCUCGAGCAUCUGAUCACGCAGCAGUCUGACCUCAAGGCCGUGGUUGCGAUGCCCGGCACUGCUGAGGCUGCAGAAACAAUCUGGGAGCUCCUAGGUGCACAUGCUUCGCUCGAUGUUCUGUUCAUUUUCAAUUAUCGCACGCAUGAUGGCUUUGCUGAGGAAACGAAGUCUUCUUUAGGGGUCAGCCCGGAUAGGCGGUCCAUCCCCUUGCAUUUUGGAUCAGGUCUGCGAUUUGUGCAGCGGUUCAGCUUGACUCGUGGCAAGGACUUUCCCAAGCCCAAGGUGCUUGGCAUGGCCAUUGAGGCUCCGUGCACUGCGAAGAAGGACUCCGUUGUGUUAAGGGCCAUGACACGCCGUGGUCUGGUUGGUCAGUGGGACGAGGUCUCUAAGGGUCCGGGCAAGGCGUUAAGGACUUGGCUCAUGCGCAUUGACAGCAAGCUCUCCCCUUCUCUUCGGGAUUCUUGGGGCUGGGAGCUCAUCGGCAAGGACGAUUGCAAAGGACUUGUUAGAGUCGAUAAGGCUUCGGCGCUGGCUUUCAUCAAGCACAGUGGCUCGCUCGAAGCCGGGUGCAGGUGGUUCUUCGAGCCUCUUCGUUGGGAGGCGCCGCUUCUUGACGUUCCACCGGUUGUUGAUUGGAUUGAGGCGACCUCCCUUUCAGCAGCUGCCACUCAGGCUGUGGAAAAGGCCAAACGCACUGGAUUCGGGGUAAUGCUGGGCCGCAGACAGGUCGGCGUCCGAAAAGCUAGAGACUCCAAGAACGAGCAGUCCACGCAGCGUCGCCGUCUGUGGAAGUUCUUAGGCGCGUCUUUCGAAAUGGGGGCAGAUGACAUUCGAUCGCUCGCUGAAAAGGCUGGGUUUCUUGAUGUUGAGCUUGUUGAGCAGUUUAAGUGGAGAAGUGCUGUGGGGUGGGCGCUUAGGGCCACUCGUGCUGAUGAUUUCUCUCACAUGGCGCUCCAAGUCCAGAACCGCACCAUUCAGGCCUCAUGUCAGUUUGGGCGAGGCGACCGGCGGCUUCACACCGCCAUUGCUCCGGAAAAGCGCGUUCUCUUUAGCUCUGGCCUUGCGCCCAAGGUCGCUCAGGUUCCUUCAGGCCUCUUCCAGACCAAAGCUGGCUUCGGGCCUCCGGUUGAGCUUCAGGGUGCUGCCAUCCCCAGUGAGGAAAUGAAGGAGGAGGGUGGUGAUGCCCACAAGCGGCCAGGCGGGUCGUCCAACGGCUCAGUGGCGAAGAAGCUUAAAGUCCAGGAGACUGCUGUGCCGGCCGGCUUGGAGCCGGUGCCCAACACGGGGCAAGGGAACUGUUUAUUUUUAGCUCUCUCCGAUGCUUUCGGCUUGAUUGGCCAAUCUCGCGGUCAGGCUGUCUUGAGAGCAUCUGCCGUGGCGCAUUUGCGCAAAUAUCGCGAUGCUUAUGUCGGAGUUUGGGACAAGCGAACGCCAGAUGAGCAUGAGACGGAGAUGGACGACUUUGAGCGCUACCUUGACAGCGUCGCUCUGGAAGGGGCAUGGGUCAGUGCGUUGGAGAUCACGGCGGUCGCCAACACGCUUGACGUGAUGAUCCGAGUGGUCGAUUGGGGCAACAUGCUGGAGGGACCUCGUGUCGGCCUUCGGGCUGGCGCUGGCGGCGAGUCCCUCCAGCAUGCCCCAAUCGACCUCGCGCAUGACCUGUCCUCGUGCGGAACUGCUCCGUCGGUUCGUACCAGGGCGUCGCUGAGGCUCCAGCUUGGCCACUCCAAUGCAUGCACUCCGCGCAAUGAGGCUCGCGGUGCGUCCGAGACUGGCGGCUUGGCGACGAGCAACACUUGUAGAUGCGGAUGGACGGUGCCAAAGGCUGUUGGACGCGAUGACAAGAAGCCUGGCGAGGCUCGACGCCGGCAUUGGCUCCAAUGCAGCCUUUGUCUCGAACCAUAUGCCCCCCGACCGAUGAACAUGUUCGGAAAUCAAAAGCCUUUGCGAGGGCAGGUCGCCGUUCAGCUUUUGCACAGAAAGCUCGCCUUGGUGCGCGCUGCGAAGGCCUCUUGGACUCACGACCUUGAAAUCCAUUCAACGGCGGGAAAGGGUUUGGUAGCUGCUCCGAAGGAAGCUGAGAGGAUCGCCAUCGUGAAGCUCAAGCGGAGAGACGCUGCUAAGGGCAAGACGCUUCGCAAGGGUGUCCUUCGUCGGAUCCUUUCUUGGAACUUGGGUAGUCUCCACACGCAAGGUGAUGGUCUCGCGGAACUCCUGCUCCGUCACAGCGUGGACGUGGCAUUGAUUCAGGAGCACCACAUCCCUGAGAACGGCAGGCAUCGCCUGUCACGUGUUUUUCGUCAAGCAGGGUGGCAGGUGUUCUGGGGACCUCAACGGUCUUGUGGCUACGGCGAGGCCGUUCUUGUGCAUCGCAGAUUCUCUGCGGCUUUGCUCCAGAGCGAUUCUCGCGAGAUCUGUACUGUGGCUCUGCGCAUGGCUGGAGGUCGCAUGAUGCGAGUCGCCUCCAUCUACGCUCCGGUUCAUUCCCGUGGCACCCAAGAGGCUUUCUUCGCCGAGCUGGCUUCGUGGCAGGGACGACCUGGUCUGUGGGUCGCUGGAGGCGAUUUCAAUUCCGACCUGCUCUCUCAAGUUCCGUGCAGCGGUCAUGCGGCCGUGCCGCCAACGAACACUUGGAGACGAUCUGUCCAGCAUGAGUGGUGCUCGUCUCUCGACGGAUUUGUCACUUGUGGGGCCUUGAGGCCCGUCGGCGCGGUUGCUGCGCUGCAGGAGGAAGUUGUCACCCAGCAUGCUCCGGUGAUCUGUACGGUGCCGGGUGAGAUUCGUGAAGAGUUUUUGCUGGCCUGGGCGCUUCCUAGAACGCGCCUAAACCCGUGGACGCUGGAUGCUGAUGAGGCCUUCUUUGCUGCUUUACGCCGAAGGGAUGCUGAUUUGGCUUGGUCUAUUUGGUUGGACUGUGCUUUUGGGCUUCGCGGCGAUGAGAGUCCGUACGUCAAGGCUUCCUGCUCGGUGGUUCCUGGCCUAGGUCGAGACCGUGAUCAAGUCCUCGCCGCCAUGGGUGCGCUGGGGCGCAUGUGUGCGUGGGGCAGUGAAUGGGGCUGGACCACAGAGCUGCACGAGAAGUAUGAGGCAGGCCAGGCUGCUCUUCACGCUCUGCUAGCUCAGCGCCGACGUGACGGCAUUAACGACUGGAAGGCUCGUGUUCGCGACCUUAGCUUGGCUUCUAAGUGGGUUAAGUCUGGUCCCGCCAAACCGUUUAGGCUUCUCAACGAGGAUGGGUCCAUUGCCAUCACCCCUUCUGAACAAGGGCGCGCGGUAAAGGCGGAAUGGCUGCCCCGGUGGACUGAGAGGAGUCCGGCUGCAGUCGCGGCAGGCGUCUCGGCUGCGGGCGUCUUCGCUGAGGCCCUCACUGCGCGAGCUUCCGAGUUUCCCAGGCCACCGCCAUGGACUGUCGGCGACAUUCGAGCUCAGAUUCGCAACAGUGCUGCAGGACUGGACGGCCUUACAUUUCAGCACUACCGUGAUCUGCCUGAUGUCCAUUUGGAGAGGCUCGCGGCCCUCUAUUCGGAGCUGGUGUCGUCCGUGUUGGCGGUGGCCUACCAUGAACAGAGGCCACUGACCGGGGCAUCCCUCGAUACCGAGAAAUGCUUCGACUCGGUCAGUCUUGAAAGCGUUCGAUGUCUUCUCCGUCAGGCUCGAGCUCCUCUGUUCAUGUUUCGCGUUGUUGAUCUGUGGGAACCGCUGGAGCGCCACGUGUGGCUGCUGGACGGUCCGACAGGCAUCACGAUUCGAGCCGCUCGCCAACGUGGUCUACCCCAAGGGGAUCCGCUGGCCCCUUGGGCCUUGAAUUUAGUGAUGGCGACUUGGAUAUGGGCACUGCCGAAAUUGGACCUCGUCAGGGUUUUCCUCGAUGACAGGUGCUUGCUCCAUCGACGGGUGGAGGUUCUGGCCGAGGGGUUGCGCAUCACGAGAGCUUUUGACGAGGCUUUCGGUUUGACUGUUCACCCUCGGAAAUCAUGUCGGUUUUAUGUAGGCGAGGCCCAAGAAGACCCGACGCACUACUGGUCAUGCUUGCCUUUGAAAGUUUCUGUGAAAUACCUCGGAGUGCAGCUGGAGACUGAUCCGGGAGGGUCUCUGUCCAAUGGCGAUGCUCGUGCUGAGGCUGUUAGGGCUAAGGUCGUUCGUGCUCGCUUGCUUCCCCAGCCUGAGGUGCGCAGGACAUUGGUUGCCAGUUACUUGCAGGGUCUUUACGCUGAGGGAGUCAUGAUGACGCAACUGGCCUGCGACCGCCUUACUACGUCGGUAGUGCAGGCUUGGUGGGGGCCGACGCUCAACAGUCGUAACUACAUGCGUAGUGAGGCCUACACUCUAGGUCUGCUGGCUCCUCUUCAUCGCAUGGCGCCUGUGAUGGUUCAGUGCUGGUCCACGGUUGUUGCUCUUGCUAGGCUUCUUGUUCAGAACACGCUGCUUGGUCAGGGUAUUUGGCGGGCUUGUUUUCAGGAACGUCGCUGUAUUGGGUUUGCCAGGCAGGUUAGGAGGUGUCUUCUUUUCCUGAAGUGGCAGUGGGCUUCUUGGGACACGCUCAUAGAUUCCUUCGGCCAUCGUCUUCAUUUACCAGACCUGGCGUUGCGCAACGCUAGAGGCGACAAGGCGAAGCAUAUCUGCAGGGACCGGUUGCGGGCCUUCUGGUGGCAGUACUGGGACUCGUCUCGCAUAGCUCAUGGAGGCAUUCUUUCUGGGGUUGAUCGAGAGCGUUCCUUGCAGCCCCUGCAAGCUCUUCGGCUACGCAAAGGAACCUUCGGAUGGGAUGGCACUGACGCAGGAGCUCGCUACGCAAGAUUCCUGGCAGAUGCUCUCUGGUCGCGGAAUCGCAGGAGGCAUGCGGGCAAAGUUGAGUCUGCUCGGUGCUGUCGCUGCGGAGUUGAAGAUGAGCGCACUGAUCACUUCCUCUGGGGCUGUGUGGCGAACCGCGAGGCCGCUGGUUCCAGCAGCUGGCCCGCUGAAUGGCUUCCGGAUGCCCUUCCGCAGUGUCUUCGGCAGUGUGGCGUGGUCCCGCAGGUGUCUGGGCGCGAAGAGGCUCCUUGGACGGAUGGGCAGCUGGCGGCGCUGCAGCGGUACUUCGCAUCGUGGCGUGAGGAGUUCUUCUUCGUCCUAGCGGUCGUCGCCUAUGAGAGGGCCGAGUUCUUCUUUUUCCUGCUUGUCAUUCUUGCUGACAUCAUGGCUGGCAUGCUCAUCCAGGACUACACCGAGUUCAGUGGAGUGAAUUUGGCCUCGCUUGUCGUCACCGGCACCGUCAGCAUAUCCCUGAUGGUGUCCAUCUUCGUCCUGGUCUACCUCGGAAACGAGGUGAAUCAGUCGGCCGAGCGUCAUCGCUUCUUGCUGCACCGAUCACGGACCCUUAUGACAAGCAUGAGAUACAGAACGAGCACCUGCAUGAUGCCCAAGAUGUCGCAAGCUGUCACUGGUGUCAUGCCACCUGAUCCAACUCCCAUGGAACUGGAGCAAGCUUCUGAACUCAUCAGCUGCCUAGGCGAUGAACUGGAGUCCGAGGGGAAGGUCUUGCCGCUGACACUGCUCGGCAUGCCCUUAGGCUGGUCGUUGCUUUCCGUGUUGCAGUUCAUCCCGAUCGGUGUCAUGACUACGCUGUUGCAAUUCUGCGGGAAUGAUGCGACAGCCGAUCGAUGCGUGAACUAG